This is a messenger RNA of Peronospora belbahrii, 537 nucleotides long. The record is from the annotation of a GenBank genome assembly. Lineage: Eukaryota; Oomycota; Peronosporomycetes; Peronosporales; Peronosporaceae.
AUGCUUAUGGAGUCACAGCUGGGGAGAGCGUACAGCGUGAUUCAGUCUGUUAAAGUCGUCGUAGCUGGAGGAUACGACCCGCUCAACACGGAAAACCAAGAGCAUCUCAUUGAGCUGCAAGAUGCGGUGGCCAAGCUCAAUCUAGAGGAACACGUGGAAUUCCUGACGUCGAUCUCGAAGUCGAUGAAGCUCGAGCUGCUACGCAAAGCUCACGCCAUCCUGUACACACCCGACCGCAAGCACUUUGGCAUCGUCCCCAUCGAGGCUAUGGCAUGCGGUACCCCCGUCAUUGCAGUAUGCUCCGGUGGUCCAUUGGAGUCCAUAGUCGACGGUGAAACAGGAUUCUUGUGCGAGCAGAAGCCGGAGGCGUUUGCCGAGGCCAUGGCAGGCCUUUGCGGACCCCAACACAAUUCUCGAGUCAUUGAGAUGGGCGUUCGCGGUAUACGACGUGCUCAGAAGUUUUUCUCGCUCGAAACCUUUGGUGACACUCUGUUUGAGCUGGUGAGUGAGGCUGUGUAUGGUGAGAAGGCGGCGUAA